Messenger RNA from Dovyalis caffra, 231 nucleotides. NCBI's taxonomy places the organism in Eukaryota, Viridiplantae, Streptophyta, Magnoliopsida, Malpighiales, Salicaceae. The record is from the annotation of a GenBank genome assembly.
AUGGUGAAAUGCAAGAAAAACAAGGUUGAUGGUUUAAAAGACGCCUUAAGGAAAUGGAUAUUAGAGACUCGGAAUUUAUUAAAGCUGUUGACGAACUAUUACAAGACUCUUUUCACCGUAGUUCCUCUGUCAAUGUCGGCCUACUCUCAUGGUGCUUUUAACCUUUUUACUCAGAGACAUCCAAGUAUUUUAACUGCUCUUUUAUUGGACAUGGAGAUCAAGGUAUCUUAG